Messenger RNA from Chroicocephalus ridibundus (black-headed gull), 2793 nucleotides. It is a transcript of the gene EBF2, whose product is annotated as EBF transcription factor 2. The transcript has 16 exons. Gene Ontology annotation, biological process: regulation of transcription by RNA polymerase II. Gene Ontology annotation, molecular function: RNA polymerase II cis-regulatory region sequence-specific DNA binding; DNA-binding transcription factor activity, RNA polymerase II-specific. NCBI's taxonomy places the organism in Eukaryota, Metazoa, Chordata, Aves, Charadriiformes, Laridae. The record is from RefSeq and is a predicted model, not a curated record. Bases 459 to 2186 code for a protein of 575 amino acids.
GGCUCUUCCCGGGCGUAGUGUGUAAUCAGACUCUCUUUAGCUCCAUUUCUUCCUUUCUUUUACAAUUCAUCCCGCUUUUUUUUUUUUUUCCUCCUCUCUCCUGGAUUAGGCAGCGAUCAAUCCUUCUCCCCGUGUCUGUUGAGAAACAGGUGAUCCUUGUUAACAGCGAUCAGUUUCUGGAUGCAGUUUCCUCUCCUGCGUUUGAAGGAUGAUGAUACCAGGCAAGACUGAAUCAGCAUAACUUUUACUUUGCAAGAGGAAAAACUUUUUUUCCCCUAUUUGAAGGCAUUAAAACACGUAGCAUUUAAAAGCAGAAGAAGUUGGUUUCAAAGCUGAACUUCUCCACUUUCCUGGGAUUUGUGUGUGUCAAUUACAAAGGCUGCGUCUUUUUUUUUUUUUCUUUUCUCCUCCCUUAUCCCCCAAAAGGAAACUGUUGCUAGUUGGAAUAGACUUUUUAAAUGUUUGGGAUUCAAGAUACUUUAGGAAGAGGACCAAUUCUGAAAGAUAAAUCUCUAGGCUCUGAAAUGGAUUCCGUCAGGUCCUGGGUCAGAAACGUUGGGGUUGUGGAUGCAAACGUAGCAGCACAAAGCGGAGUAGCUUUGUCCAGAGCUCACUUUGAAAAGCAGCCACCCUCCAACUUGAGGAAAUCCAAUUUCUUUCACUUUGUUCUGGCUCUCUACGACAGACAGGGGCAGCCCGUGGAAAUAGAGAGGACAGCUUUUGUGGACUUUGUAGAAAAUGAUAAAGAGCAAGGCAAUGAAAAGACGAACAACGGCACGCAUUACAAACUCCAGCUCCUUUAUAGCAAUGGUGUCAGGACUGAACAGGAUCUGUACGUUAGGCUCAUUGAUUCAGUCACUAAGCAGCCUAUAACUUACGAAGGACAGAACAAGAAUCCCGAAAUGUGCAGAGUUUUGCUUACCCAUGAAGUCAUGUGCAGUCGGUGCUGUGAGAAGAAAAGUUGCGGCAACAGAAAUGAGACUCCGUCUGACCCCGUGAUCAUUGACAGAUUCUUCUUAAAAUUUUUUCUCAAGUGCAAUCAGAAUUGUUUGAAAACAGCAGGAAACCCAAGAGAUAUGAGACGGUUCCAGGUUGUGCUAUCAACAACAGUGAAUGUUGACGGGCAUGUACUGGCAGUGUCUGACAACAUGUUUGUUCACAACAACUCCAAGCACGGACGGAGGGCACGGAGACUUGACCCCUCAGAAGCCACACCGUGCAUCAAAGCAAUCAGCCCCAGUGAAGGCUGGACUACAGGGGGAGCGAUGGUGAUCAUUAUCGGAGACAACUUCUUUGACGGGCUGCAAGUCGUAUUCGGAACCAUGCUUGUAUGGAGCGAGCUUAUCACGCCUCAUGCCAUCCGAGUUCAGACACCUCCACGUCACAUUCCCGGAGUGGUUGAAGUGACAUUAUCGUACAAAUCCAAACAGUUUUGCAAAGGCGCACCGGGCAGGUUCAUUUACACAGCUUUAAAUGAACCUACCAUAGAUUAUGGCUUCCAAAGACUGCAAAAGGUCAUCCCAAGACAUCCUGGUGACCCCGAAAGACUAGCUAAGGAAAUGCUGUUGAAACGAGCUGCUGACCUAGUUGAAGCACUGUACGGAACGCCACAUAACAACCAGGACAUCAUUCUGAAACGAGCUGCAGACAUCGCAGAAGCUCUCUACAGCGUCCCCAGGAACCCGGCACAGAUCCCUGCACUGUCCAGCUCUCCUGCUCACAGCAGUAUGAUGGGAAUCAACUCCUACGGCAGCCAGCUAGGAGUCAGCAUUUCAGAGUCAACACAGGGGAACAACCAAGGUUACAUUCGCAAUACCAGCAGCAUCUCGCCCCGCGGUUACUCGUCCAGUUCCACACCUCAACAGUCCAAUUACAGCACCUCCAGCAACAGCAUGAACGGCUACAGCAACGUCCCCAUGUCAAACCUGGGCGUUCCCGGCUCCCCUGGCUUCAUUAACGGCUCUCCCACAGGAUCCCCCUAUGGAUUAAUGUCUUCAAGUCCAACAGUCGGCUCCUCCAGCACUUCUUCCAUCCUUCCAUUCUCCUCUUCCGUCUUUCCUGCUGUCAAACAGAAGAGUGCCUUUGCUCCUGUCAUCAGACCCCAAGGGUCUCCUUCUCCCGCCUGCUCUAGCGGCAAUGGCAAUGGGUUCAGAGCCAUGACUGGUCUUGUCGUUCCCCCGAUGUAAGGCAGAGGCAGCUUUGCUCCUCUCCCUCUUCCCUUUUUUCCUCUUUUUUUUUUCAUUUUUCUUUUACAGCACAAAACUACUUAUUGUGAUGGACCACUAAAAAGAAAAAAAAUAGCACUACAAGCUCUUUUUUGGGGGAAAGCCAGGCCCAGGAAAAAAAAAAGGAACAUUUUUUAUGGAUGGGACAAGCUAGAAGUCUGCAUCUUUUACCUGUUUCGUAUUUCUGACACAACCCCGUCAACUCCUAAAACAUUGUGGAUGAGGAACCAGCCAAGAGCCAGCACCAACAGCAGUUGGCAGAACGGAACCGGAAACGCCGUCUUUCUCGAAAGACACGAAACCUUCCUAAGAUUUGUAAAAUAUUCAAAGGAGAAAGAAAUUGGCAAAAUGAUUCAAGCUUGAUAUUUUGGAUACAAUUUGUUUUACUUUGUAGGGCAAAAAAGUUGAAGUUUCUAUUUUCUAUCAGAUAUCGAUUUAGUUUAUGCAGAAAAAAAAUUUCAACAAAACAGGGUACCAGCAUGAAAGAAUUUCUAGGACAAACUGACACGAAUGAUGGAACUUUGGUGUAUGUGUGUAUUUGCUUAUAGUUUAACCUCUUUAAAAAAUG